AUGGAUCGAAACCUCUCGCCCGCUCCUAUUGGAAAUACCAUCUCACCCUGCUCCAUGCCCCAGCUCCGUCUUCCCGGCGGAGGCGUCAUCGGCGCCGUGUUUAUUGUCUGCAGAUCAAAUGGAGGAAGAAACUUUGAUGACCUGUUAGACGACUGGUUCAUAGAAUCCUUGAAGAGCUACACAGAUCUUCAUGUGUAUCAGCUGGAUCGACCCACUCGUGUCAUAGAGUGGACGUCGGAUAAGACGGUUUGUGUUGCCGGUUACAGCUCAUCUAAAAAUGACAUUUUUGGAGCUGCGUUACCUCUCAAACUCUUUGCAGAUGAAAAUAAGGGUCUGUGUGCAGAGCGGGAUUUUAAAGUUGUUCAUGGGUGGUUUCUGAUGGCCCCAGUUCAUUGCCUCAGGCAUGUUCCAGGAACGAGGUGUGUUGUUACAAACGAUGGCCUUAGUAACAGCCUGCAGGUAUGGGAACUCGACGGAGACGAUAUCGACGUGAUCAGAAGAACAGGAAGCAUUGAGGGGAGUGUGAGUGACUCCGGUCGAGGCAGCAGGAUUGCGGCUCGGCUUUGGUCACGUCCAGAAGUUCUGCACGGGGCUGAGAGCGGCGCCGUCCAGCUGACUGCGCUGGCCACAAGACAGACCACAUACAGACAAGAAAUGGACUCAUCUGAUCCUCUCAGCUCCUUACAGUUUGUGAGUGACACCGUUUUCCUCACAGGCUGCUGCAACGGCAGCUUCUACCUGACGGACACUCGGACUUCUGCUCCUCCUCAGCUCUCGCCCCCACCUGUGGCUUCAAGGGGAGGCAACCACACUUUGGUGGGCACAUGUUCUUUGGGUCCGUCCAGUUCAGAAUUGUCCUGCAGGGUGGUUCGUCUGUCCUCGUCUGGACAGGCAGUGGUUUCAGACCUGAGGAGGCCAGGAGGAACCUUAUGUCAGGUUCAACUGGAUGUCCAAACACGUCACUGCAACAUCGAUGAUGUCACAGUGUCAUGGGCACCAGUUAUGGAUAACUGUAUUGCAGUAUCAGGUUUCAAUGGAGCGGUUCAGAUCUAUGACACAUCUGCGUGGAGGGUAGAGCUACAUGAAGCUAAACCGUUGUUUCAGCACCACGGUCACGUGGUUUCACCUCAAUGUUCUGAUGAUGGCAUUUUCAUUACGUCCCACGUUUGGCAUCCCGAGCGCCGCCGCACGCUGCUGUCUGCUGCCUCAGAUGGAUCCGUCCACGUGUGGGACUGGGUCGACCAAUCAGCUGCUGACGCAUCAAACAGUCACAUGGGACAAUGACACAGGAGGACAUCAUUACUGAAGAUCUUGAAACAGCAACAACUACAACAGAGCAGCGAAAUGGAAGAAAAACAUGAAGUUGAAGGUCGUGUAUGAACAAUUUCAGACUUUGCUGGCGGACGGCGUCCAGACCCCACUGUCUUGGCCCCCGCCCAUCUGAUAUCACGCCCUCUGGUCCCGCCUACUCACACACUCACACAAAAGUCUUUUUUGUUGUUUUUUUUUUGGUGGUGGUGGGGGUGGUGGUGGGGGUUAAUGAUUAAUUUUCGUGUUGAAGUCACCCACAGUCUUAAAUUAUUAAUGAUUAUUCACGCGAACUGGAAUUUGAUAGGCUGAUUAACAGGGUGAUGUCAUCACUGCAUAUCUGUAUAUGACCAAAGAAAAUAUUCAUUUAUAGUUUAAGCAAAUCAUUUUCUCAUACUUUGUGACUGACUGUUUAGACAUGACAGAUACAGGUUUGCA
Messenger RNA from Thalassophryne amazonica, 1746 nucleotides. RefSeq names its product WD repeat domain 73 (gene wdr73). Gene Ontology annotation, cellular component: cytosol; spindle pole. Gene Ontology annotation, molecular function: protein binding. The record is from RefSeq and is a predicted model, not a curated record. Gene Ontology annotation, biological process: cytoplasmic microtubule organization. NCBI's taxonomy places the organism in Eukaryota, Metazoa, Chordata, Actinopteri, Batrachoidiformes, Batrachoididae.